AGCCAGAACAGAGCCACACAGAGCUUUGGCUUUGGGAACACAUUGUGCUCAGACUAGCUGCUGUUGUUCAGUUUAGUUUUCGUUUUCAUUUAGUAAGUUACGAUGUAUGUCGAUAAUAUGUUGUGUGGUGAUGUGUGAAAAUUCAUGUUUUUUAUUCCAUCAUGGCUAGUGUUGAGAAAUGGAAAGUGAUAUGGUGUGUCUGUUUUGUGUUUUUGAGGACUUUGAAGACUGAAUCAAUUGAAAUCGAAGGACAAGGGCCAGCACCUGAAUUUUACCGACAUGUUGUUGUUAAGCCAAGGAUAUUCCACGGAAGGGAGAAGAGAAGCAUUCAGUCUACUCGAAAACAUCAGGAUGGAGUGGAGCAUCUUCACGACGUAACACUAGCUUAUAAUCUAAAUGGAAAGGAACAUUUGAUUGAUCUCAGACUAAAUAGGGACCUUAUACCAAAAAAUUACUUUGAACGUCACCAUAAAAAUGGUUCAACUGUGAUAAAUCGACCUGAUCCCAAGAAUGUGGAAUUAUGCCAUUACAUUGGGAAAGUGCGCGGAGCGAAAAACUCGUGGGCUGCUCUAUCCACUUGCUCUGGCUUGAGCGGUAUGGUGUAUACGGGAGAGAGUUUACACUACAUUGAAAAAGCCAAAGGAAACAACAGCAAUGAAGAUGACGACGAUGAUAAAAUUCAUGGAAAAGAUCAUUUCGUUUAUGAUCAUAACGAUCUCAAAGUCAAUCAUACUUGUGGUUACUCAGGUACAGCAUUCCACCAUAUCAAUCCAGAUAUCAAUCUGGAAAAUACAAAACUCAGGGUAAGCAUACUAUCUGGCAUUUCAAAAUUGAAUUUUUCCUUGUUAAGCAUGCAUCUGUGCUACAAACAAAUAAUAAGAAUUCAUACAUAGAUUUCAAGAGAGAAU
This is a messenger RNA of Nilaparvata lugens (brown planthopper), 908 nucleotides long. RefSeq names its product ADAM DEC1-like. The coding region runs from base 162 to 893 and encodes 243 amino acids. Gene Ontology annotation, biological process: membrane protein ectodomain proteolysis. The record is from RefSeq and is a predicted model, not a curated record. The transcript has 7 exons. Gene Ontology annotation, molecular function: metalloendopeptidase activity. NCBI's taxonomy places the organism in Eukaryota, Metazoa, Arthropoda, Insecta, Hemiptera, Delphacidae.